ACUCGCACUCACACGUACGAGACGCGGACUCGCACACACGCGCAUGCACGAGCAUCACUGCCCGACGUCAGAAUGGUUGGACCGUCGUAGCAGCACUGCUAUCUUAUUGUUAUUAUUAUUAUUACUAUUAUUACUAUUAUUAUUAUUAUUAUAUAUUGUUCGUGCGGUAGCCCCGAUUAUAAGCAAAAAAAUAAUGAUAUUGUUGUCUCGUUGUCGCGUCGAUCAUCAUCAUCGGUGCGUCGUACGUCGGGUGUAGCCGGGUAUUUCGUUCUCGUCGCGUUCCGUGUUUUUUAAUAAAUGAUACUGCCGCCGCCGCCGUCGCGCUCGCAUCAUUACCGACGACAACGAUAACGACACACCGUCGCCGCCGCCGCCGCCGACGACAACAACAACAAAAACAACGUCGACGACUGUAGAGACGUACUCUCUGCUAGUCGACCGCACGGACUCGACUACCGAACGUCGUCGCCAGCCAGACCGCACAACGAUCGCCGUCGUCCGAAACAAUAAUAGUUGUGAUAAUAAUAACCAUUAUAUCCGUCGUGCCGCAUACUUUGUCGUGUCGACGGGCGUUCGCGUGCGUGUGCUGUGCGCGCCGCCAGUGCUGGACGUCUCCACCGCACCAGGUGCCUGCCGAGCGGCUCGUCUAGCCGAUAGUUCGCCGUAAUUUUACGGCGAUUUGCCGUUGUCGUGUCCGUCUGCCAUCGGCCUGCACGCAAAUCGGUCACCCCCCGAUCGUCCACCCGUGUGUGUCUGGUGUCGCGCGCGCGAUCGUGAGAUCGUGUCUCCGGUCCCGCUCUCGUCUUCGGGUCGGUGUCUAAUGUCGACAUCACUACGACCGUUGCUUGCGCGAACGCCGUACGGGAAACGGACAUUUUCAUCGUUGUUCCAGCAGUGACAGUCGCCCGGAAGCUUACGACCGUCUCGCAGAUGUUCGCUGCUGAACCCGUCGCGCUAUCCGUCGCCGUUUCGACAAUGUGCCGGUUUCUGUCCGUCUGUUGAUCAACGCACAUCCCGCACACACACACACACUGUCGGCAACGCCACCAGUCAAACGCAAACGAACAUGGACUUGCGACACAUAUUGUUAUAGCGAACAUAAAAGUGUCAAAAAGGAGAUGGCAAGAUUGAGCAGUGCAAAUGUAAAACUUGUAUUCUUCUUGUUGACUGUUUUAUUUCCUGUCACCUUAGCUAAAGUUCAAUUUAUAGAUACUUCUCGUUAUGAUACUGUUUAUGCCUGUGAGGGAAAACCUCUUAAAUUGGAAUGUAAAGAUGGUGAAAUCAUUCAUUUGGAUAGAGCUAUAUAUGGUAGAUAUUCUAUUACUGUUUGCAAUGAUCACGGUAAUACGGACUGGAGUGUCAAUUGCAUGUCCACAAAUACUUUACCAUUACUGCAAGCCAGAUGUAACGAAAAAAGAAAUUGCAGCAUACAAGCAAACACAAGUUUAUUUUCUGAUCCAUGUCCCGGUACUAUGAAGUAUCUUGAGGCACAAUAUCAUUGUGUUCCAGCAUCACUAUCAACUACAACGCUCAGACCAAAUCCUCCUUGGUUAAUAACAUCUCAACCCAGUGUUUGGAAUGCAGAUAAAUUAUUGACUCUGAAGCCUGCUACACCAAUCCCACCAAUUUUAUCAUCACCGCAAUUAGAUGAUAUUGUUGGGUCUAGUGUAGAAGAAGAGCCUGUAUCAGUUUCUGUUACUACCACAAGUACAACUACAGCUGCUGCUACACCAGAAGUUUCUAUUGUUGUUAAUAAUUUUAAAGAAAAUAAUUCCAAGACUGAUAAUGAACAACAUUUACAAUCAACAGGAGCAAUAACGACUGAAUGGAUUGUACCUACCAGUGAUUUGCCACCACAGUUAAGCAUAAUUGAUGUUGAAGGAAUGGACGAUAGAUUAUCAUUCUCAUGUCCUCCUGAAACGUCAAGAAGUUUAUUUUGGAAUUGGACUAAAUCAGGAGAAGAAGCUGUACAACCAUGUCCUGGCGGUGCUGCUGGUCUCGCUAGAUGGAGAUGUCAGACUUAUAUUAAAGGAGUAACAUUUAGAUCACCUCCUACACCAGAUCUGUCAGAGUGUCGUUCAGUAUGGUUAUCAAGUUUAGAAGGCAGACUUCAUCAAGGAGAUUCUAUUAUUAGUAUUGCAAAUGAUCUAUCACAAGUAACUGAUAGUAAACCAUUAUAUGGAGGUGAUAUGAUGACAACAACAAAAAUGUUACGAGAUGUAGCUCAAAAAAUGGAAAAAGAUAUGGUUACUUUUCCUGAUAAGCAACAACAGGAAGCUAUGGUUACAGAUUUAUUACAAUGUGUAGUUCGGAUUGGUAGCAAUUUGCUUAAUGCUUCUCAAUAUCCUUCAUGGAAAGACUUGACGUUUAGUGAACAAAUGCGUGUAGCAACAAGUUUAUUAAUUGGUCUAGAAGAAAAUUCAUUUCUACUUGCUGAUAUAAUGAUGAAGGAAAAGACAAUCACUCAUAGUGUUCAAAAUAUCCUGUUGAGUGUAAGAGUUAUUGCUACACAAAAUGUUGACACCGAAGUAUUUCCACAUUCAUAUUCAUCUAAUACUGGUUUUUUCAUGAACAAUACAUGGUUACAAUUGCAUAGAACAGCAUUGCUUGAGAAUAGUGAAGCAGGAUUUAUAAGGCUUGUUUACAUAGCAUUUGAUAGUCUAGAAAAUAUUUUACAACCUCAAUCAGCCAAUGGUGUUCGAAUAAUAAAUAGUAAAAUUAUAUCAGCAUCCCUUGGUAAAGGAAAACAUAUUCAAUUACACCAACCAGUAAAAUUAUGUUUUCAACAUCUUCAAAUUGACAACGUUAGUAAUCCUACUUGUGUAUUUUGGGACUAUACAGAAAACGGGUGGUCAGAAGAAGGAUGUUCUGUAAUAUAUUCAAAUCAAACUCAUACAUUAUGCAAAUGUAAUCAUUUGACAAAUUUUGCUAUAUUGAUGGAUCUUAAAAAUUCUGGCAGUGAACCUUUAAGCAUUGCAUCAAAUAAUAUGGUCAUGUACAUAAGUUGCAUAUUUUCUGGAAUUUGUUUUCUUUUGGCAGCAAUUACUCUACAACUGACUGUUAAAUCAAAUCGAACAGUAAUUUUGAAAAAUGUAUUUUUUUGCCUUUUCUUGGUUGAAUGUUUUUUUAUGUUUGGAAUCACACAAGAAAAUAUUGUAUUUAUUUGUACAAUUAUGGCAGCAAUUUUACAUAUUUUGCUGCUGUGUUCAUUUACAUGGACACUAAUUGAAGGUUUUCAUUUAUAUGCUACAUUAAUUGAAGCAUUUGACUCUGAAAAAUUGCAAAUGCGUUUAUAUUAUUUAGUUGGUUAUGGAGUUCCAUUGACAGUUGUUAUUGUAGCUUGUUACAUGGAUAACACUUAUAUCUAUAAUACAAAUAAUUCUUUCUGCCUUCAAGCAAAUACUAUUAUUAUUUAUAGUAUAAUGUUUGUAGUUUCAGUAAAUCUAGUCUUUCUGUGUCUAUCAUUAUAUAUUAUUAAAAGUAAUUCUUCUAUGAUGUCAGUCAAAUGCAAAGAAAAUGUUAAAAUAACAUCUCUGAAGAUGUGGUUGAAAAGUGCUAUUUUAUUAUUUGUUUUUAUAACAUCAACGUGGACAUUAGCAUUUCUAUAUAUAGCAUCAUAUUCAACAUUUAUGUUGUAUUUAUUUUCAGCGGUAAAUUGUUCACAGGGAUUGUUAAUAAUAAUACUUUAUUGUAUUAAAAAUAAUUCAGUGUAUAAAGUUUUUUCUGAGUUAACAAUAAUUUCAUUUUUACCGUGGCAAUGCUGCUUAAUAAAUUCUACACCGGAAUUGAAUCUCAAUUAUAAGAAUCAAAGGACUAGUUUAUAUGGUACGUCAGUUGGCCAAAACAGUCAAGGUAGUAUAGCCGAGUCUUCAACACCAAGAUCUCUGUCAUCUCAUAGAAUGAAUACAUUCCAUCAACCUCAUGAGCGACAUGCCGUGACUAAAGUUGUUGAUAUCCAAAAUGAAAUGGAUCUGCCAAAUUUGGAUAAUACAAUGUGUAAUGAAGAUCCAAAAUCUGGAAUAUGUGGUGCGACGUUACCCUACUCCCGUUCUUGCCAAAAAAGUUAUUCACGUACCAAAUUACCAAAAAAUUCUGCUGUAUUUACCAGUGGUACUCUUCAUAAACAGUCAUCUCAAAGCAAACCAAACAUCCAAGAUAACUGUUUUACUUUAAACAAACCCACUUAUGUACAUAGUAGUCGUGGAGCACCUAACCUAUGCUCACUUCGAUGUAAUACUAUUGGUGAUGGUUUUGUUGACAACAAUUGUUCAUCAAAAAAAUACAUUGGAGUAAGUGGUGUACGAGCUACUAGUCCAUGGAAUCACACAUACUCUGAAAUUAUGGGAGGUAUAUCUGCAUCUGCUGGAUUAGAUGAUCCGGUAUAUGAAGAGAUAGAACGUGAACGGGAGCGAGAACGAGAACAAGCUGCUCUUGUGUCCGAUUUGAGUGACGAAGAUGGUCGACGAAACAGUGAUAUGAGUCGUCAGUCAUCAAAGAGCUAUGGAGACCAUAGGCCACUUAUUAUGGCUCCCACACAAAAUCCAGAAACUCAUAAUUUUCAUACGGCUCUCAAUGCAGCAUUUAGGCAGCAGCUUAAAGAACAAACAGCCAGAACAAUUGCUGUAUUGGAUGGGCAAACUGUUGUGUGUCAUUUGCAACCUGAACAAAAUGAUGUGUUUAACCCCCAGACUAUUCAACAUUAUUCAUACGAAUGUUGAUGGCCUAUAUUAGAGGGUACCUAUUAAAAAUGUUCGUUAUGUGUAAAUUAACUUUACUACUGCUAAACCUUAAACAUGACUCCAUAAAAGUUACAUUAAAAAUAAAUAUGAAUAUAUUUAACUUAAAAUUUAAUUAAAUAAUAAUGUUGAUAGACAAAACUUACUUUGGUUUGAUGGUUAUUUCUUCUCUAGUUGAUAUCGAUACAUGAACAAUUUCUAUAAUUCAAACUUACGAUAAAAAUGAGAUGAAAUGCUCAUAAUCUAUUCGAACUUCUUAAUAUUUUUAAUAAUACCUAUUCAGACUAUAAUAUUAAAUAACAUGAACAAUUGUAGAUAGGUCAUUCAGAUUUUUGGUCUUAAAAAAAUGUUUUUUUCUUCGAUAACAUACCUGUAUUAAUUUAAAUGAUAUUCUAACAUGAAUAAGCAUCUAAACUAUUCCUUAAAUAUCCAAUAAUUUUGUUUUAAAAAAACUAAUAACAUGGUAAAAUUCUUAAUUGAUUAUUUAAAUUAUUUGUGGUACCUAUGUUGUUAAUAUUAGAGAAAUAAAUUAAUAGAAUCUGAUGUAAUAUCGUCUAGUCCUAAAAACGAAAGCAAUAAAUUUAGAUCUUAUUAAAUAACAUAAUUGAUAUCAAAACAUGCAAUAACAAAAACCUGCAAUAUAUUAUUAAUGUUAAUUAAUCUUAGUUUUUAAUUAGAAAAUAUUUCAUUGACAUGCAAAUUUAGUAUUAUUUUUAAUUAUUUGAAUACAAAUAAUAAAUACUUAGGUUUUUUUUAAAUUUGUAUAAUUAUUUUCUCAAAAGUAAACGAUUCAUUUCAAUAUUAUUUUCCUAUAUAUUACCAGUUUUAUAUAGUUUAUACACAACGUUUAUAUAUUCCUGAAAACUAUAAAAUAACUGUAUAUAUAUAUAACCAAACACUUGAAAUUGUUCCACACAUUGAACAUUAAUUCAUAGUAAAACGUUAAAUAUAGUUGUAUUAAACUAUUCAUAAAUAGUUUAAUAUUUUUAUAAUUUGGAGGACAUGAACUCAAAUCAUUAAUUUCCAAUGAUCAAAAUAUUUAUUAUUAUUAUUAUUAUUAUUUAUUAUUAAUACAUUUUGAAUUUUUAUUUAUUGAAAAUAUUAGAUACAAUGGUAAACCCAAAUACGAGUAGUUAUAUAAUAAUUAUUUAAUGACAACUAAAUUUAUGGAGUAAAUGAGUUCAAUAAAUCUUUUUGGAGGAUUUCAAUCUAUUUUCACAAUGCUGUUACUAAGUUAAAAUUAAUUGUAUUGGUUACUUAAAAUGUCUUUAAUUUCUAAUAAUGGUUUAUUUAUUUUUUAAUUGCUUUCAUCCUAUAACUAUUAUCUUUAGUCAUUAUUUACCUAUUAUAUUUAUUUAUUUUUUUGAUUCUUGAUCAAUUUUAGUUUUUUACUGAUAUAAAAAAUAAAAAUAAAAUCUAUAUUGCAUUUUUAGCUUACGAUUUAAUUUAACCUACUAUUUAAAAAUAUAUUUCAUAAUUUGCUUUAAACGUUCCUAAAUAGUUUUAUUCUUCUCCGAUGCAUUGUGAAUUUUAAUAUUUUAUUGUCUAUAUUUUCAUUGAGACUGAUUGAGAGUUGAGACUGGCUUUUCAGUUUGUAUGUUUUAUCAUCAAAUAGCCGUAUGAACAUUUCCAUUUUUAAAAUAUUGUAAAUACAAAUCAUCAUUCAGUUAUUAUACAGAUCUUAACCAAUUGUAAUAUUAACAAAUUAAUUAAUCCAGGAUUAAAAAAAAUUAAAUUCUAUAUAAUUCAUUAACACUUAAAAUAUAAUCCUCCAUUAAUAGUUUAAAUUAAUUGUAUUCAAAACGAUUAAAAUUAUAUAUUUAUAACCUCUCUAGGAUUUUUAUUAUAAUUAAAUAUUAGCUUGAGAUCUUCUAGGUAUUAUAUAUUAGAAAUAAAUAAUAAUAGUAAUAAUAAUUAAAACAAAUUAUUAGUAAUAUUAUACCUUAUGUUUACUUAAUAUUAUUUGUCCAAUGAUGAGAUUUUAACAUUUUUGACAGUUUGUAUAAAAUAGAGAUACAUCUUGGUAUAACAAUGCAUUCUAUUUGUGAUACCUGUUCAGUUCUGAGAACUUAUAAAAACUGUAUAUUGAAAAUAAUUUUCUUUUUCUCAUUCAAUUUCAUCAGGAAUCAUUUGUACUGUUGACAUAAUUUUAGUUUAAUUUUAUUUCCGUGAAUAUUAAAACAAUUUGAAUGAAGUAUAUACUUAAUUAAAUUAAAAAUUGUUGUGUUCUUACAAUAUUUAAUUACUCUCAUUUAGUUUAAAAUUUAAUUGUAAAUUUAUAACCAUUUUCAUGGCAGAGUAAGCAAUGCAGUUCAUGAAUAUAUAAAGGAAAGUUGACAACUUAAUACAAUACUACCCAGAUUUAAACCUUUAUACAAAUCAUAAAUUUUUACCUUUAGUAUUUGCAUAGUAGACAAAUUAUAUUUGAAUUGUAUUUUUUACACCUUAAAUGUUAUCAAAAAAAAUCAUUUAUGUUAUAUAUUUAUAUACAUUUUUUUUUACCUAUUGCAUAAAACGCGUACGCUAUAUGAAUAAUAUUAUUAAAAUCAAAACUGAAGUAUGUUUAUUUGUUAAAAUUUUAUAGUUUUAAAAUGCUUAUAAUCAUGUUAAAAUUUUUUAAAGAAUUGAUUAACAUACUCCGCAUCCUUACUACUUCAUUACUUUAAGAUUAACUAUAAGAAUAUAUUAUAGUUUGUAUUUGAUUAGAUAUUAUGUACUCUUAUAAGUUAUAUUAUUUUUAUAUACUAAGUAAAGACAUGGCCAAUAAUGUAUUUUAAAUUUAAUAUAGCUUGUUAUCUAUCAUAUUUAUAAUUUCAUAUGAAAUUUAAGCAUUUGAUCCUUAAGAACUAAAGUGCUUUAUACACAAUGUUUAUAUAAUUAUGAUUUAUAUAUUGUUUAAUAACUGCAUUUUUGCGAGUUGAUAUUUUGAAAUUGUUCAAAUAUUGUAAUUUUUAUUUUGUUGUGUAUCUUAUGUGUAUCAAUUAUUAUUAUUUAUUUUAUUUUUUAUCCACUUUUAUACUUGUGUUAAACUCAGUAUAAGGUGUUUUUAUAAUUCAUAGUUUCCAACAAUCUAAUCAUUGAAGUAGUUUUACAAAGAAACAAAAUGUUAUUGGUAAAUUGUUAUAAUUUAGGUAUUAAAAUCAAUGAAUUUAAUGAAACUUUUUCAAGCUUUUAAAUACUCGUUCUGAUUAAUGAAUUAUGCGAGUGGUAUUACAUUUAACGUCUAUAAGAUAUAUGCAUUAUAACAAUUACUUUGUAGCUCAUGUUGGUUAAAUGGUUUAUGUAGUUGUACAUAGGUUAACUUUGAAAGUAAUGAGUAAUAGGUAUCCUUAUUACAAUAGGUUUGUCAUUAUUAUACAUGAUUGACGUAUGCUGUGAUCAUAUACAUUAGUAUUAUAUUAAUAUAAUUAACGUGUAAAAAAUUGUACUAUAAAUUAUAUGAUUAGUUUUAAAAAUAAAUCCAAUUAAUUUUGUAUUCAGCCCUCUCAUUUUUAUACUCGUUCUUUUUAUUUUACGCAAACAAUACAGUAAUGUGUAUAUAAUGUAAAUCAAAAAUGUAUACAGUUAUAGAAUAUAAGGUUCCUUUUUGUUUCUUUUUAUUUGUAUUAUUUGUGUCUUAAUAUUUCAGAUUUAAAUACAUGAAUAUGAUUCCGA
Messenger RNA from Rhopalosiphum padi (bird cherry-oat aphid), 8390 nucleotides. RefSeq names its product latrophilin Cirl (gene Cirl). The record is from RefSeq and is a predicted model, not a curated record. NCBI's taxonomy places the organism in Eukaryota, Metazoa, Arthropoda, Insecta, Hemiptera, Aphididae. Gene Ontology annotation, molecular function: G protein-coupled receptor activity; carbohydrate binding. Gene Ontology annotation, biological process: cell surface receptor signaling pathway; adenylate cyclase-activating G protein-coupled receptor signaling pathway. The coding region runs from base 1119 to 4718 and encodes 1199 amino acids. The transcript has 17 exons. Gene Ontology annotation, cellular component: membrane.